This is a messenger RNA of Enhydra lutris kenyoni (northern sea otter), 2483 nucleotides long. Its product is annotated as clavesin 2. The record is from RefSeq and is a predicted model, not a curated record. The transcript has 6 exons. Gene Ontology annotation, cellular component: membrane. Gene Ontology annotation, molecular function: phosphatidylinositol bisphosphate binding. Lineage: Eukaryota; Metazoa; Chordata; Mammalia; Carnivora; Mustelidae. Bases 796 to 1779 code for a protein of 327 amino acids.
CCAGGCGAGGACCUGGGACGCCGGUGGCCCUAGCUCUGCACCCCCACCCUCCUGCUGGGAGCGGGCUGCUGGCGGACGAUGUGGUCACGGCUGCUCCCCAGUGCGUCUUGGGCCCGGGUCCCAGCUGCCGCCCCUCUUCUCUGCUCGCUCCAUCCCACGGAGAGGAGUUGAUGCUGCUGUCGCCGCCGCCGCCGAAGCCGGGGCUGAUGGAUGCCAGGGAGUGCCGCAUUGCUUAGCGUCCCCGCCUCCGGGUUUGCUGACGCUCUCUCCCCGCCCUGGAGCUCAGCGCUGAAGAGCCACCUUAUUAUUAAUCAGAAUUCCCAUCAUUAUCCCUGGCAGGCGCAUCCUUCAGUAGGGCCCGCAGAAGCAUCACAGAGCUGUGGGCUGAGAUGUGCGUGGGGGUUGUUUUUGUUACAUCUCGGAAGAGAAGAGGACAGGACCAAGAUCAGUGCCAAGUGAGCUGGGUGGGCUUGGGGGCGUUGUGUUAGGGUUGAGGAGAGACAAGGAGUCUUGGGCCCGCCAGAGGUCCACAUCUCUUUAAAGGAGAGGGAAGAGGGAACCAAAGUGAGGCAUUGCUUUUAAGGGGUGGGAAAAGUUUAUAUCCCCCAGAAAAAAAGCUGCGGGAGAGUAGGAGCAACAGGGUACUAGUCUGGACACCAAGACAAAUAAUUUCCUGUACAGAAGAGGAAGCAGGCAGCAGUGAGGUCCAGAGGCCAGAGCCCUGUAGUGGCCAAGGCCAGGUUUGUUGUGGGACAGUCAGCAAGAGGAAAGGAAGGUUCAGGAAUAAGCAGAACAAUGACUCAUUUACAAGCUGGUCUCUCUCCUGAGACCCUGGAGAAAGCUCGCUUGGAGCUCAACGAGAACCCAGACACACUGCACCAGGACAUCCAGGAGGUGAGGGAUAUGGUCAUCACCAGGCCGGACAUUGGCUUUCUGCGCACAGAUGAUGCCUUCAUCUUACGCUUCUUGCGGGCCAGGAAGUUUCAUCAUUUUGAGGCCUUCCGCCUCCUGGCCCAGUACUUUGAGUACCGGCAGCAGAACCUGGACAUGUUCAAAAGCUUCAAGGCCACCGACCCGGGCAUCAAGCAGGCACUGAAGGAUGGCUUCCCUGGGGGCCUGGCCAAUCUGGACCACUAUGGCAGGAAGAUUCUAGUCCUUUUUGCAGCCAACUGGGAUCAGAGCAGGUACACACUGGUGGAUAUUUUGCGUGCCAUCUUACUUUCUUUAGAAGCCAUGAUUGAAGAUCCUGAGCUUCAAGUGAAUGGAUUUGUUUUGAUCAUAGACUGGAGUAACUUCACCUUCAAGCAAGCCUCCAAACUUACACCAAGCAUGCUGCGAUUGGCUAUUGAAGGCCUUCAGGAUAGUUUCCCAGCACGAUUUGGAGGAAUUCAUUUUGUCAAUCAGCCAUGGUAUAUCCAUGCCCUGUACACCGUGAUCCGGCCUUUCCUAAAGGAGAAGACUCGGAAAAGGAUAUUUUUGCAUGGUAACAACCUGAACAGUCUACACCAACUAAUUCAUCCUGAGAUCCUGCCUUCUGAGUUUGGAGGAAUGCUGCCCCCUUAUGACAUGGGAACAUGGGCAAGAACACUGCUAGACCACGAGUAUGAUGAUGACAGUGAAUACAAUGUAGACUCCUACAGCAUGCCCAUGAAGGAGGUGGAAAAGGAACUCUCCCCCAAGUCCAUGAAGAGAUCCCAAUCAGUAGUGGAUCCUACAGUAUUAAAACGCAUGGAUAAAAAUGAGGAAGAAAACAUGCAGCCUUUGCUCUCCCUGGACUGAUAACUUCUCUGCACUCCCCAUGGAUUAGGAAUGGAAGGUACUUGUUUUCAGCAACAGGGACAGCACUAUGGAGGAAUGACCAGCUGGAAACUUACUUAUUCAUGUAAAUGUAGCAUAAUAUAAAAUAAAGCAUUGGGCUUUCCCAUUCGCUUGAACCAUGGGUACCCUGGUCUGGAGUUAAAGAAAAAAGUCAAUAAUUUAUUCUGUAAGUGCCAAGUUCUUUGUAAAUAUACUGUAAUCUUCACGUCAAGUUUGUAAACUUUGGUAGUAACUGAAAUUGGAAAAGAUUGGCUCAUGAGUCCAUGCCAGUGAUAUGAACUAUAACAAAAAACAGAAAAGACACAUAUACAAUGGAAGCUAAUUAAAUGUAGCCCUGUUUCCUAUGAAGCCAUAUUUCAGCUCUCAUAGUGAUUGUUACAAUGUUUUUCUCUGAAACUGUCAUAUUCCAAUGUACUUUUAAUGGACACAGGUAACUAGAUGAUUCUAGGAAAUUAGUAUGAUAAAUGUCUAGUGAUUUCCUGUCUAGUGAUUUUCAUUUCACAGAAAAUGUGUCCUAGUGGCUAUCACUGGCCUUGAAUUUUGGAGACAAGGAAUGGCAGAGGAGCUGGUAAACUAAACACUUGAACUCUUCUAUGUUGUUUAAUUUCUGGAGUCUUGUGAAAAGAUAUGUUUCCUAAAUUAAGAUGUGGAAUUCUGAAAACGAG